CAGCAAUUUCAACAACACUUUCACGACUUUGCAAUUGGGAGCAGCUCACAGCAACAAGGCUCCUUCACACUGUUUGACUGCUAGAAGGGCGUUAUUGUCCCCUCUUCUGGGCACAACGAAAAUGGCACACUUACUACCAGGCCUCCGUCGCGGGCUCUUACUGUCGACUCCCCUCAUUCUGGGCACGCCUCUAUUCUUGCGGCAUGUCAGCACCCCAAUUCUCUGUGACUCUCCAGAGGCAUUCCGCGGCAUCAGCCCUAGUUCGAGCGGCACUGGACCAUAUACUGAAAAGGCAACAAUCAAGCAGUCUGGUACAAUCAACCUGAAAGUAAUACGACAAAUCAGCAUAGGUAGCAUAUUGGGGGUCUUGGGAGGCUUGGGAGUCAGUCUAUUCAGCAAGUCGCUGGCUUUACUGAUUGGGCUUGUUGUUAUCUUCGUCCAGUUGCUUGAGUCGCGUGGCAUUCACAUCGUACCCUACUCGUAUCUUCAGCGGCGCCUGAAGCAGACCAAUGUUCGCGGCGCGAUCCAAAACAACCCUGCGCUGAAGCUCUCUUUCGGGAUCACAUUUGCUCUUGCGGCCUUUGGGGAAUUUGCGGAAUCCUGAUCUAGUCACUUUCCGGUAUCACCAUAUUAAGCAGCGGCCGGCACUCGCCCCCUAGGAUAUUCCAUGGGCGAAUCGAUGUCCCGGGUGUAUUGUGCGUGGAUUGAACUGCAUUUGCAAGACUUUGCAGUGAUCCCAGAAAGCCUUUACUGUUUCUUUGAACGCUGUGGCUGCCUUGGCAUUUCU
This is a messenger RNA of Westerdykella ornata, 787 nucleotides long. RefSeq lists its product as uncharacterized. The transcript has 2 exons. The coding region runs from base 122 to 604 and encodes 160 amino acids. NCBI's taxonomy places the organism in Eukaryota, Fungi, Ascomycota, Dothideomycetes, Pleosporales, Sporormiaceae. The record is from RefSeq and is a predicted model, not a curated record.